AUGGGUGUCAUCACGUGUACAGAUGAGUACACUUCCCCAAUCCCUCCAGCCAGGUUGUUCAAGGCCUUGGUCCUUGAUGCUCACAACCUUGUCCCAAACCUCAUGCCUCAGGCUGUUAAGAGCAUUGACACCCUCCAAGGUGAUGGAAGGGCAGGAAGCAUUAAGCAAAUCAACUUCGCCGAAGGUAGCCAACUAAAAUCUGUGAAAAACCGUGUUGAUCAGGUGGAUGAAGAGAACUUUGUAUAUGGCUACACUUUGAUUGAAGGAGAUGCAUUAGUAAUGGAGAAACUUGAAUACGUUUCUUAUGAGGUUAAGUUUGAGGCUGCAGAAGAUGGUGGUAGUAAGAACAAGAUGGUGAGCAAGUACCACACCAAGGGUGACUUUGUGCUGCAAGAGGAAGAUAUAAAAGCUGGCAGGGAAAAGGCAUUGGGGAUGUACAAAGUCGUAGAAGCCUACCUCCUCCACAACCCUGAUGCCUAUGCUUAAAGCCUUAAACUUUAUGUACAAAGAG
Molecule: messenger RNA, 511 nt
Organism: Prunus avium (sweet cherry)
Lineage: Eukaryota; Viridiplantae; Streptophyta; Magnoliopsida; Rosales; Rosaceae
Source: RefSeq, a predicted model, not a curated record